This is a messenger RNA of Salvia miltiorrhiza (redroot sage), 1496 nucleotides long. Its product is annotated as F-box/kelch-repeat protein At3g06240-like. NCBI's taxonomy places the organism in Eukaryota, Viridiplantae, Streptophyta, Magnoliopsida, Lamiales, Lamiaceae. The coding region runs from base 177 to 1322 and encodes 381 amino acids. The record is from RefSeq and is a predicted model, not a curated record. Gene Ontology annotation, molecular function: protein binding. The transcript has a single exon.
UCUCUCAUCUCCUCUUUCCUUUUUUCCUAUUUAUUCUCAUUUUCAUAACUACUUUUAUUGCUCUUCUUUUCUCUUUCCGCUCUAAUAUUAGUAAUUGGUAGAAUGCCACAAAAAGAUGCUACACAUCUUGACCCUUUCCUAUUUUUUUCUUCUUAGCCCUCAGAAACAUAUUGGGUAUGGAGAUCGAAAGCAAUAGUCAGCAAUCUCUCCAUCUUCCGGAAGAAAUCAUUGGAGAAAUACUGCCAAGACUGCCGGUGAAAUCACUGUUGAGAUUCAGGUGCGUUUCCAAAUCAUGGGGCUCUUUAAUUGGCAGCGAAAGAUUCAUAAAAAAACACCACCAAAAUUCGAUGAAAAACCCCUCUUUCACCCAACAAAGGUUCAAUGUAGAGGCGAAUUUGUUUGAAUGGCCUGAGCAAUGUUCUCUGCUGUCGGUUUUGAGCGGACCAAUAAAUACUAUCCCUUUUUCUCCUUUAGCUUAUCCAACGAAUACUACAUUAUGGCCUCGUUUAGUUUAUCCAAGGAUUACAUUGUCGAUGGGAUAUGACAUUGUGGGGAGCUGUAAUGGGCUUCUCUGCAUUGUCAGUAUUGACAAUGUAUUUCACUUGUGGAACCCAUCCACUAGAAUAUCCAAGAAACUGCCAGAAAUUUCAAUUGUUUAUUAUCUCGACGAUUUUGAUAAUUUCGGAUUCGGUUGGGUUGAAUCGAGUGAUGAGUACAAGGUGUUUGUGAAUGUGGUUGAAUAUAACUCCAGCGUUGGUGAAAUUUAUAGUACCAGGACAAAAUCAUGGAAAACAAUUGAGCUCUGCCCAUAUUUCCUUCCAUUUAGCAAGGGGGGGCUGUUUGGAGGUGGGAAGCUUUACUGGAUGUACGAGGAUGAUCAAGUUAUUAUUUUCUUGGACUUGAAGAGUGAGGUGUUUGGAAGGAUUGAGAUUCCCUUUGAUCAAGAGAUGUAUGGAGAGAUUGAUCAAGAGAAGGACGACAUUGACCUGGGUGUGCUUGGUGGUUUCGUUUGUCUGCUAUGUUUUAAUUAUCAAAUUAGAUGCUAUCAAGUUUGGGUUAUGAAGGAGUCUUGGGAGAAAGUGGUGACUCUUUCUCAUCUUCUUGAGCUUCUUCAACCACCAUUGGUGAAAGGUUUAAAUGGAGAGAUUUUGGUAAAUUGUGGAUCCAUUGUGGUGGUCUAUGAUUGUCGGGAUAAUGUGUUCCGCAACCUCAAGUAUUGUUCCUGUUGUGAGGAUACUGGGUUCAGCAGCCACGAGGAUUGUGUCGAUUCAACUUCACAUGAUGUCUAUGUUGAAAGUUUAGUCUCGCCAGAAGAUUUAUGAAACAAGUCUUAGAACAUGAUUGUGACUGGUUUCAUAGCUUUUUUGAUGAUAGGUGUUUUAUUUCGAUGCUUUAUAUAUAUAAAUAUAUAUUUUGAUCUUGUAGAUCCUAGUCCUCCCUUAGUACUGUAGACCCUUGUAUUUAUUUAUAAUGUUAAAUAAAAAUAUUUAUUUAUG